AUGUCGCUGCGCACGAGGCGACCGGCACUCUUCGACACGAUGUGGCGGGUGCAGAACUUGGAGGUGACCAUUGGCCACUGGGCUUUAGCAGAGCUGGAGUUUUACGAAGAUGUGCUUUGCACCUUCCAGUUGAAGGGCAAUCCCUUCGCCAUCGGCAGCGACUUCCCGCUGGUGGAUGGUGACAUCUAUGCCUUCGACGGGGACGUGCGGACGACCUGGACCGCGCUGUGUCCGGACAUCCCGAACUCCAAAGCACAUGAGAUCUGGGGUGACGGAGUGCGAUUCCAUGGCUGUGAGCCUGAACAGGCUUUCAUCGGCUUGGAAUUCCAGGAGCCUUCGGUGGUGCAGUGCAUCCGUUUCUUCCAGAAGUCGCCCCGCGACAUCUCUGACCGCGAGCAGCGCCGCUCCUGGUCUGCGGGCAUCGCGCUGCAGCGCUGGUCAGGCGAGGAGUGGUUCACCACGGAGCGUUUCUGGGAUCCGAACCACGCCUACGACCCGGUGCUCUCGCCCACCUUGGCCACGCCCUUCGUGGGCGGCGCGCCGGGCACCUGGGAGGAUCUGAGGCCCCCGAGCCGCAGCGCCUGGCCAGUGGAUGGUUCACGAACUGGAGCCUCGGCGAAGCCAAAGGGGGUGGAGAUUCUCCUAUGGGCAGCAGAGUUCUACACCUCACCCUUCUGCGAGGACCCGGAGAGCCGGGUGCGGGGCACGCCGAUUCCCAUGCAGGGCCCCAGGAACCAGGAGGUCCGCUAUGCCUUCGACCAGGACCUGCGUCAGGAUGUAGGCUGGACCUCCAGCUGUACCAGCAGUCGAAUGGAGGGCAUCACGUGCGUGCCAGCGGAGGCCUGGCUGGGCAUCUACACCCGCGGCCAGCAGCCCAACAUCACCUGCUUCAGGAUCUUACAGACACUCGACAUGGUAUUUGCGACAUGCGCCUGGAAAAUGAUGGGCGUGUACAUUAAUGGCCGGUGGCAGUACGACAGCUUCCACCGUGAGAUUGGGGGUGGUACCUGGAACCGCCGCCCGGCGCCACCCUGGACACUUUGGCGCAUCCGGAACAACGAAAACAUCACAGCACAGUGGAAAAUGGCCGAGGUUCGGGCCUAUCAGGAUCCGCUCUGCUUGGUGUCCAUGACACCGGGCAACCCCAUCGCCAGUGGAUACUUCCAGGGCGACGAGCCGGCACAGGCCCUGGACGACGAUGCCACCACCAUGUGGACGGCCAAUUGCCGGAAUGGCCUCAGCUGCAAUGAGAGUCGGAAGUACUGGUUCGGCAUGGAGCUGCCCUGGAAUGCACCAGAUGCCCAAGCAAAAGAGCUCCUGGUACGCGAGAUCUACGUCCUGUCGCCCAUCACAAACACGGGCUCCCUGCACGAGAUCGGCGGCGGUGUUUGGUCGCGGCCGGCGUCGAGCUUCAUGACCCGAUGGCGGCUGAUGCCCAUAGCUGAGGAGGACCGGGAGCGAGAUCGGGACUGGCGCGUCUUGGAGUUGGAGUUCUACGCCGAUUCCAAGUGCCGGCAGCGCUUGCCGAGCGGCGGCACCGAGGGCGGCGGAGAGAGCGUCCUGGCGUCCAGCUUUACGCCCUUGGUCGUAGGCUUCCGGCGAGCUGAGAAAGGAAAGAUGUGGUCUGAAGCACAGCAUAUCAGCGAUUUGGAUCCGACCACCGGUGUGCUAGUGAGACACGCGCCAAGCCUGGAGCGCCCGGCCUACAGCGGCAUCGACUAUUUGUCGGGCUCCGUGUGGGUCCGAUGCAUCAAGCUCCUGCAGGGUUCCAUGCCCAUGGAGUACGUACCUUCAUUGCGGCUGCAACUUUGGGAUGGCGUGGAAUGGCGGAGCGAGGAACCCGAGCUUUCCAGCAUGGAAAUCAAUCUCAAUGGCCUGGGCGGUGGCGGCUGGCAGCGCCGUCCGGCCGCGCCGGGGUCACUGUGGCGCUUGGAGAAUGCGCUGGAGGUGCCGGAAGGACCGAAGCACGAAGUGCCGAUGGGAGAUGUGAUCGCCAGCGGCUACGCUCCGCCCAUGGCCAUCAACGGCCCGGAGAAUGCCUUGGAUGGCAACACCAGCACCUAUUGGAUGUCCCAAUGCUGCGAGGUGGAUAGCUCGGAGCGUCCGCUGGGCUUCGAGCUGCUGCGGACGCCCGUGGGCUGUUUGGCGGGCGAGGCAUGGAUCGGCUUAGACCUGGGUGCUGACAAUGAAGUCGACGAGGUGAAGUGCGUGCGGGUCUUCCAGGUCGGCUUCGAGCGGAUGCAAAGCUCCUCUGCCCAGGUCUCGAAAUGGGAUGGUCAAGCUUGGCGAGCUCAAUGGCGUUUGGACGGUUUAGGCGGCAGCGCCUGGAAUCGCCGCCCUGCGGGGGGCAACACCAUGUGGCGCUUGCUCUAUCUGUCCCGGAAGGAUGAGCCCUGCCCCAACCAACUCAGCCGCAUCGUCGAGCGGCCCUGGGGUGUGGCAGACCUGAAGUUGUUCAGCGAUGAUGCCUGUGAAGAGCAGCUCACCGGAGGGGUCCCGAUCACCUCCGGCGGCUUCGAUCACUUCACGCCCUCGGCCGUGGAUCAGCCGUCCUACGAAGCGGGACGCAUGGUGGACGCGGAUUUGUUGACCACGUGGACUGCCAACUGCAACACGGGGUUCUACUGGUCGGACACGGACCUGACGAAUUGCACCUCGAGUUGGGUCGGCAUGCAAUGGCACCAGGCCCAAGAGGUCCGCUGCGUCACCAUCGUCCAGUCACGCUGGGAGUCGGCCCGCUGCUGCGACGCCGCUGACGCGCUGGAGUUGCAGCGCUGGAAUGGCUUUCGCUGGGUCGAGGCCUCGUGGUUCCGGCGGCCGCCCAUUCCGGCCGUGAAGACGCCGUACAACUUCCGCGAGCCGAUCCACCUCGGCGCAGAGUUCCGGAACAUGGGCAUUUGCCCCUCGCGCACCAGCGAGAAGAGGAUGUCGCAGGAGACCUUGGAGGAAAAACGCUCCCGGCGCGACAGCGAGAAGUGCAUCGUGCAACUCACCGGCGCCGUGACGCUGCUGGCGGAGCCGCAGUGCAUCGCGCAUCAAAGGUGUACGACGACGUUCGGCUCCUCUGGAACCUGCUGCCCCAUCGGAGAUCUGGUCGAGAGCGAAAACCGCUGCUGCUGCGGCUUCCUGGGCUCCGAGGCCAUCUUCGCCGACGAGAUCUCUUACACCGACACGAGGGACAAGUUGAGCUUCGAAUUCUCGGCGAUUUGGAUGUCCAACGUGUUACCCUGGAUCGGCCUCACCAUCACCAUUGCUUUCUACUUGACAGCCAUGCUCAUGCCGCCGGACAUGGAGCGCCGCGCCAAGGCCUGGGUGGCGGAGGAGAUCAACGCUGAGCCACGGCGGCGGAGGCGGCUGCUGCUGAGGCGGAUUUGGGUCAUCUGCGCGUGGCCAUUGUUGAGUUGGAGGAGCUUUCUGGCCAAUAGUAAGACGCAAUUCAGCUCGGUGAUCCGUUGGUUUAUCCUCCCAGAGGGUCGAUUGCCGAAGCCCCUGGAGCUUUACAGGUCCUUACUCUUCCUGGUCUUCGGGUCGAUCUUGAGCUCCAUGGCACCGUGGCUCCUCCUGGGUGCCAUCGCCGGGGAGAUCAUGAUCUGGUUGGCCUUGCAACUCUGUCAGGUCAUCCGAUACUUCAAGUCACCCUUUGACCCUUUGGACUUGAGAGAUAUGAACUUGCGCCAGGAGAUUAGUCGUGUGAUGGUGCACCAGGAUGAUGGCAUGGCCAGUGCCUAUGAGGUGGCCGCGGGCGUUGCCACGACCAUCGUCUAUGGCCUCGCUUUCUUCGGGAAGUUCAUCUUCGACCUGGUGAUCGUGCGCGCACAGAUGCUCUCAGUGGAGGCCAUCGAGAACAUCUCCGCUGAUAAGGUGGUCGAGCUUUUCCCCGGGCUCUUGCAGACGUUGAGAGAGCCAGCCAUGCUGCUCUACGAUGCGAUGUAUUACAUGAGUCAACUCAUAUCCUGGACCUUGGGGCAACUGGUGGGAAUCCCUCUCUGCGAAGGAUCCUGUGCACUGGCGGGAUCAGUGGCCUUGGUGAUGAUUCUGUACGGUGCCUCACAGUGGCUGAACUACGACCUCUUUGGCCUCUUCGUGGCCUCCCGCCAGGUGGUGAAAGCCACACGUCCUGAAUGCCAACGGGUCUUGGCACAAUCACUGAUCAUGUUGUGCCUGGGUGCAUCCUUCGCAGCGGUGCAGAUGACCAUGGCACCUUGGAAGAACGGCGAGAGUGUUGUUCACACGGGCACUGGCCUUUGCGAAUCCCUUCGUGAGCGCGACUUGGGCCCCUUGGACCUCGAGUGUACUGCAAGCGAGGUUUGUGCCUAUGACGAUACUCUCGCGGUCUUUGUGGGUCGGAUUUUGCUGACGGGAUCCUCCGUGGUGGGCGUGGCCUUCGUGUUUUUGUGCGUCAAUGGCCACUUCGUCGGUCAGGACUACAUCACGGAGCGCGUGGCGCGGUUUCUGGAGAUCGAUUUGACCGCCUUGGACCCGGACGGCGCCGGCGAGGAGGGCGGCUGGUUCCGGCUGGAUGUCUUCGGAGCCGCACUACCCACACUGUUUGGCAUUUGGUGGGAUCCUUGGAACAUCGAUGCUUACUUGGUCCGGGAGCGUGCGCACGUCUAUUCCAUGGAGUUGAGAGACCCUCAGGCCUGCAAGCGCUGUGAAAAGAUCCACGUCCAGUACGAGCUCAUGAUGACUGCCACGGGGCGAACGGUCUCCGCCGCCGUGCAGAUCGUGCCCUACGGCGCCGUCGUGGCCAAGGCACACUCCCCGCUGUUGAGACACAGAACUCGGUUCUUCGCAAGACCUAGCAAUAGAACCUACUAA
Molecule: messenger RNA, 4818 nt
Organism: Durusdinium trenchii
Lineage: Eukaryota; Dinophyceae; Suessiales; Symbiodiniaceae
Source: the annotation of a GenBank genome assembly